AUGGCAGAGACCUCAUCUUCUCUUCUCAGUCAACCAGUGGCACCAGAAGAUCUUCAGAUUGCCAUUGCCACAUUCCAAAGCGUCUUGAGCGAUGACCAGCGCCGAGAACUCAAGUCAAUGGGCGGGAACCCCAACACGGCCACGGUCAUGGAAUUUACCGCCAAACUAGACUUGAUGAACAGACAACGAAAGGGCAGAAGUUUUUCUAGCCGUUUAUACUCCUUGCUAUCGUCAAUUGGAAGCUUCUGCAAUAUCAUGGACACGUACGUAUCUGCACGUCCAGAGGUUGCCGCGCUGUUGUGGGGCAGCGUCAAGUUGACCAUGAUAGUCGUUACAAACUUCACAUCGUAUUACGAUGCUACUUCCAAUUUGUUCCUGAAGCUCGGCAGCCUAUGUCCACUCGUAUCCGAGUACCAGUCACUAUAUCCUGAAUCGACCAGAUUGCAAAAAUCAAUCAACAAAUUCUAUGCGUCGAUAGUCUAUUGCUGCAAGCAUGUGUUGGAGGCAAUAAAGCGUCCUUGGCAAAUGCAAGUCGCCCAAGCGCUUCGAAUGUCAUUCGACAAGGAAUUCAAGCCAGAUCUGGAGGACAUUGAAAGAUGCAGUAACAACAUCAAAGAAGAGAUGAUAUUUGCUCAAGCACAAGCUAUUCAGCGUCACCAGAAACAACAAGUAAUAGCACAGCGCGAAGCAGCAAAGGGCAGGUCCAAGAUGAACCGAUUCUUCUCACGUACGGAUCGCAGCCUGCAUAAAAUGGAAGACAGACAAUUACAAAACGAUAAACAAAACAUGCGGAAAAAGAGACAACAGCUCUUGGAUUCGCUUUCAACCCAUGACUACAUGAGGGCUCUCAAGCAAAGUAGUCAGAAACGAUACAGCAGCACAGCAAAUUGGGUCUUUGAAACCCCACAAUUCCAACAGUGGCUCGAGGGAGAAAGUUCUCUACUUUGGUGCUCAGGUAAAAUUGGGUCCGGAAAGACUAUUAUCACCGCAAGUGUGAUUCAACAUAUUCUCCAAAUCAAGGAGGACGGGAAUAGUUCUCUGGGACCGGUUUCGUUCUUUUUUGCGCAGUUUGAUGACAGCGAGUCUCUGCGCGCCGAAAUUGCCCUCAAGUCAAUCCUGCGCCAAAGGCUAGAGGCCAUGGAUAUUCCAGAAGAGUUAUACGAAACGUCAGCAGCGGAUUGGCAUGACCUUUCGAAGCCUCUUGAAAGAUACAUGUCAGUGCCACAAAGGUCAUUCAUUUUGGUUGAUGGGCUCGACGAAUGUAGCAAAAUGGAUCGCAAAGAGCUACUGAGUAAAUUGGCAAAAUUAUGUUCUGCUAAUGCCAACAUACGCGUGUUUCUGGCGAGCCGCCCGAGUCUUCGAGAAGAGAUUCAAAAGUAUUUCAGGUCAAUGGAGUAUCUCACAUUGGACUGUGCAGCAACAAAUGAGGAUAUUUCCACCUACGUCGAAGGAAUACUCAAUGAGAAACAUGAGGAUGGGGACUUCAAGGUCGGAGAUCAGUCCUUGAUCGAGGAUAUCAAGAAUGCACUGGUUCAAGGUGCCCAGGGAAUGUUUCUCUGGGCUUAUUUCCAGCUCGAGACCGUAUGUUCCCAGCACUGUGAUGAGGAUAUUCGGCAAGUCUUGUGCGAUCUCCCAGAAGGUCUGGCAGAGACGUUUCGACGAGCGCUUGGUAGAAUAGAGAACGGUCAUCAUGGCAAAGCGGCACGAAAGGUUUUCCCAUGGAUUGCUGGAUCCAAACGACCGUUAUCUCUUCUCGAACUUCGCGAGGCCAUCGCAAUUGAUAUUGGUCAGCAAUAUUCGAGACCAGAUCGUCUAUACAACGACAUGGACAGCAUAGUAUCAUGGUGCCAGAAUCUGAUUCAGGUCGAUGAAGAAAGCCAUAUUGUCCAGUUUGCGCAUUCUGCCAUCAAGCAGUUCCUGAUGGGGACAUCCACUACGUCUACACUCGAAGACUACCACUUAAAAGUGGAAGAGGUUGACCACAGACUUGGCGAGAUAUGCGUGACAUACCUCAAUUUCAACGACUUCAAGACCACAUUGGCCGUACGGCCGAAACCUCUUGUGCUCGACCCAGUCCAGAUAGUACAGCAGGUUUUGAAACCGGGAUCAAGACGUGCUGCGAUGCUGUCACAGUGGAGGCCCAAAUCCAGUGCGUCAAAACACGAUCUAAGAACAUCCACCGCGAUAUCGCCGCAUGUUUCUACGUCCGUUUCGAUUAUAGAUGAUGAGCACCCUUUUCUUAAAUAUGCAUCAAUUCACUGGAUUUACCACACCACACAAUUCAAGAAAGAGAAAUCAGAGACCUGGGGGAUUUGGGCCAAUUUUGUAAUGGGCGUGCAGAGCCUUGGGCGCGCACAAACACCAUGGCAAGGCGACCUCCCCACCUCCAAGUAUGAGAUCUGGAAAUGGUCAUUCGAGCAUCGGCAUUAUGCAAUGAUGCAUCUUUUGCUUUCACGUUUUGAACCUGUGCCAGAAGCAAAGACCGCCUUUGAAAAGGCAGCCGAGGAAAAUGAUCUCGAAUUUUUUCGAAUGUUGGCAGGCAUCCCGGAGCUUGGAGAGGUAGCUGUGGUUGCUUUACAGGCUGCUGUGAAGAAUGGCCACCUUCAAGUAGUUGACGAAUUAUCAGCACGCCGAGCCAACUUGAAGACAGAGCCUGCAGAAUGUAAUACAUGGGUAGCUCUCCAAGCUGCCGCCGCCAAGGGCCAUAUACUGGUGGUUUCAAGUAUCGUUGCCGCCAUGGCAGCAGCCAAAGCUCGCCAGGCUUGGGAACCCGGCGGGACUACAUUGCAGCUCGCUGCAGAAAGGGGCUACUCGCUGGUAGUCGAAAAGCUCCUGAAAACCGGGAAUGAGGUCAACAACAUCGACGGACGGACUGCACUACAACUUGCCGUCAGUGGUGGCCAUCUGGUAGUGGUCGGGCAGCUCCUCGCAGCCAAGGUCGAGGUCAACACGAUUAAUAGCGAUGGUAGAAGUGCACUACAACUUGCUGCAGAGUAUGGCCAUGGGGAGAAAAUCGAUAGACUCCUGGCGAUCCACGCCGGUGUCAAUGCCCAAUUCCACAGAACCAGUGCGCUGCAACUCGCCGCCGAAAGAGGCUCCCGAGCCAUUGUCGAUAGACUUCUGGCUGCUGGUGCAGAUGUCAAUGCGGGAUCUCCCGGGCAGACUGCACUGCAACUUGCUUCGGUAAAUGGCCAUUCGGAAAUAGUAGAUAGCCUUCUCAAAGCCAAGGCAGACGUCAAUGCAGCGUCUUAUGGCCAAGCAGCGCUCCAAUUGGCGGCCAAAAGGGGCCAUCUAGAAGUGGUUGAUCGACUCCUCCAGGCCGGGGCCAAUGUCGACGCCGCACAUGACCUGGGGCAGACGGCGUUGCAGAUGGCCGCCAGCAGGGGCCAUUUGGCAGUCGUUGACAGACUUCUCGUCGCCCAGGCCCAUGUGAAUUUGACCUCGCGGGUGGAAGAGACGGCGCUCCAGUUGGCCUUGACCGGGGGGCACCUCGAGGUAGUCGCUCGACUUCUCGAAGCCGAGGCCGACUUUGACACGGAGACGUACCGUGUUGCGCUCGAUUUGGCCUCAAAAAAGGGUGAUCUCAAGCUCAUCAAGACACUCUUAAACGGCCCAUCACGGAGGGGGCCGCGCGUGGGAACCAGUAUCAGCGGCGCAGGACGCCAUACAGUCUUGCACAGGUAG
Messenger RNA from Pestalotiopsis fici W106-1, 3684 nucleotides. RefSeq lists its product as uncharacterized. Lineage: Eukaryota; Fungi; Ascomycota; Sordariomycetes; Amphisphaeriales; Sporocadaceae. The record is from RefSeq and is a predicted model, not a curated record. Gene Ontology annotation, cellular component: cytoplasm. Gene Ontology annotation, molecular function: protein binding. Bases 1 to 3684 code for a protein of 1227 amino acids. Gene Ontology annotation, biological process: innate immune response. The transcript is spliced from 7 exons.